UCCCAGUCACCGCGCCGGAGUCCGGGUCCCCACUUUGGGAUGUAAAUGAACCGGGCAAUGGCCUGGCGGAGCUCUGGGGAAAGGACUUCGCUGGGAGGACGGAUAAAGGGAGCUGACUUUGUUCGUUGUCUCUCUCUGGGAUAGUUAACAUUAUUAUUUAGAGAGAAAAUGUGAUGAUGUAAUUGAAAAAGAAAAUCUGCAUUUGGGAAGCUUGGAUACCCUCUUGCUUCCCGUCGGUAGGGGCCUCGCAGGCCCUCGGGGCCCCGGCAAGAUGCGAAUCCAGAAAAGCGUUGUCGUGUUCGCCUUUCUCCCUUCUCGCUGCCUCCACCCUCGCCCCCCUCACCUCCUUACUCCAAAUCCUUCCAGUUGGCCUUGGGCUUUGCCGGGGAGUCUUCCCCGCCGCCCUGGGCCAUAUCUCAGAUCUGCCUGCAAAAUCCCCUCGGCGCAAAGAGGGAACAUUUUGAAGAUAGUGACUCAACCAGGCACAUAAACAUAUAAAUUAGACAUAAUUCCUAAACCGUAUUUGAUAACAAUUUAGAUAAAAUGUUCACAGGAUAUUUCUUCUUCUAAAAAGUUGUGUCAUAAUGUUUCUAUUCAUAUAACCACAUGAUAUGAGAUUAAUAUAUUUUAAGUUGUAUUUUGACAUAAUUUGACUUAGAAAAAUGUCACCGAGAUGGUAGAAAUAAUUCCACUAUAUCCUUCACACAGCUUCCCCAGAUGUUAACAUUUAACACAACUAUAGCACGAUGAUAAUAAGGAAAUUAGCAUUCUUACUACUCUGUUAACUAAUCUACAGAUAGUAUUUAAAUUUCUACAAUUAUCCAACAAAUGUAUCCCCCCCCCCCUUUCUAGUCCAGGAUUCAAUCCAGGACUCAAUUCAAUCCAGGAUUCAAAUUCAAAUGCAUUUGUCAUAUUUACAUAGAUAACUUCUGAUCUGUGAUAGUUUCUCUCUUUUUCAUAAUGACACUUUUGAAGAGUACUACUCGCCAAUUAUUUUGUGACUGUCCUUUGGUUUGUUUAGCAUUUUUUCAUUAUUAAAUUCUGGUUAUGCAUUUUUUUGGGCAAAAAUGUCACAGAAGUUAUGUUGUACCUUUCUCACUGCCGGUCUGUCAUCCUAAUGCAGAGGAUGUCAAUGUGUCAUUAAUGGUGAAGUUGAUUUAAUACUUGGUUGAGGUGGUGGCUGCCAGUUCUGUCCAAUGAAAAGUUGUGAUUUUCCUUUUUUGCACUGAAUCAUAGGAGGCAAACACCCUCAUUAUAUGCAUACCAGUUUAUUCAGAUUCUUGACUGCAACAGUUAGUCCCGUGGUGUUUGCCAAUGGUGAUUUUUUUUCUAUUUUCAUCAUUCCUGUUAAAUUUCAGUCUGAUUAUUUAAAUACACAAUAACUUUUUAAAGGAAAAGGCUUUUACUUUUCUGCUUUAAUCUAGGGGCAAAAAGGCAUUUGGAGGCUGUAUAAUAUGCUUUGGAAUUAGUGGCUAAAAUGGAAUUUAUGAAUGUAUUACAAAUAAUUGAAUUCUAAGAGUAUUUCACUAUUCUCAGUACUUGUAAGGACAUGGAUUCCAAAAUCACAGUUUACAUGGGCUUACAAGUUCAUUAAUUGAAUUGGUUUUUAUUACUCCUGUGUUUGUGCCCAUUUUCAUAAAUGGUACAUGUAAAAUGAUAAUUAAAAGUAGGACAAAAAGUCUUCCAUAUUAUUUCCAAUAUGCCGCUUAUUUUAGCUGGCACUUGCAAAACUGAUAUUUGAAUUAACAAUACAUUUGACUCUCAGUCAAAAUUUCACUUUAUUUAGCCUCAGUGUUUGCUGAAAGGAUUUACUGGAAGUUGAAAGCACUGCAAGGAAGAUAAAACUCUUGUGGGUGAAAUUUAUAGAUCUUUUUCAUGGGUUAUUCGGCUAUCAAGCUUUUGAUAGAUCUCAUUUGUUUCAGUUACCCUGUGCAGCAUUCUCCCUAACUUUUAUCAUCGCAGAUGGAAAACUGGUUCAAGAUUGGGUCUCAGCCUCGAUGCCAAUUUUCUUUGUGUUCAGUUAGAAGGAAGAUGGGGGAGAGUAAGUUUAGUGUUUUUACUUUUUAAAUCACUGACCUUUUGAGUAUCUGAUAUCUAUGAGUCCUUUCGCAGGGAAAAUGCACAAACCCACAUGUUGCAUUAAAGCAGAAGCAAUCCGGUGUCAAAUGGGAGGUAGAGAGGAGGCUGCUGAGAGGGAAAAGCUGGUCUCCAGUCUGCCACAGGUUCCCCAGACAGUUUCUCCUCCUGCCAUAUGGCGCAGCCAGCCUCCCUGGCGGCUCAGGUGGGGCUGCUAAGGCUGCCCAGCCCAUCUGGCUCCCUGUCAUUCCCCUCUAAACCCCUCCCUUAGCCCCCAAUAUCAUCCUCUCCUUUAUUCCUUAGGCCUCAGUCUGCUCAGCUUUCCUGCUGACUCCUCACUACGCAUGCGGUGCUCCCUGUCACCAGCGUUCACCCGCGCUUUCACCUCGCCCUCCAACCAACCUCUUGGUUGGGAAGGCGGCUCAGCAGCUCAAGGGAGGGACAUGGCUACUGCACAGAAGAACUUCUAGGAGAAACGUCAGUGGCCCCCCUUAUCAUCAGCACAGCAAUCUUGCCACGUUUUCCUUUUUUUUUUUUUUUUUGCCACGUUUUCCUAUUUGAAAAAUGGAGCAAGAGCUGAUGAACACGUUGGGAGAACACGUCUAAAAUCAGUGGCUUACACAGACGGUGAACAUUACCCAUAGAGAGAAGGCCUCGUUACAACGAAACCUCCCCCCCCCCCCCCUUGAAAAUGGAAAGAAGGAGAACGUCAUGCGGGUGCUCGCCAAAGACCUGAGGCAGAAGAGAAGUCCAGGUUCUCCCAAGAUAUUUGAUGAAAUGAAGAUUACAUAUUCUAGCUUCAAGAGCAAUUUUGUGAAGAGGCUGUCGGCGGAGGUUCCCGUUGCCAGUAGCCCAAUUGCCACCAGAUGGCGGCAAAACCAAGCUCGGGAUCCGGCGGCCUGCUCCUUUGGGGAAGAGUUUUCAACCACUUACCUCCCAGAAGCAUCUGGAUCCGUGCUGGAGAAAACACCCGAGAAAGAGACUUUGGUUCUAGGGUCCUACCAAGAACCACUGAAAACCCCCAUCAAAGGAAGUUUUGAAACAAAUAACUCUGCCCUCCGUUUUUGCAAGGCACCUCAUGCAUUGGACAGAGGCUGGAAUGAAAACAUUGCCUCAAAAGGCCAGAAAUGCCUAAACCAACUAUUUUUGACCCAGAAGGUGGUUCAGUGGGUUAGUGGGCAAAUGCAACUCUGUGAGCCAUCCCAAUGUGUUUGGAAAGGCUGCAGAAAUGGAGUUGGAGAUGAAUCCUUCCAUCUUAAAAGAUUCGGUGAUAUAGACUAUUCCAUACUCCAACCAGAAGUGAAGAUUCAUCUUUCUGGUCUUCGAAAUGACUAUUAUCUGAAUAUUCUAGACUGGAAUUUUCGAAAUCUUGUUGCUGUAGCCCUUGGAUCCUCUGUGUUCAUAUGGACUGGGGAAAACAACGUGAUUGAAAAUAUAGACUUAAGUCUCAAUUGUAGCUAUAUAUCCUCUGUGUCCUGGAUAAAAGAUGGAAACUGCCUGGCAGUUGGCACCAGUGAAGGAGAAGUACAAGUAAUGUUAUGGGAUGUAGUAACUAAAAAGCGGCUGAGAAAUAUGCUUGGUCAUUUGUCAGUGGUUGGGGCUCUGAGCUGGAAUCACUGUAUUCUCAGCAGCGGAUCGAGGCUGGGCCGUGUUUAUCACCACGAUGUUCGGGAAGCCCAGCAUCACGUUGGAUCACUUCACCACAAGCAAGCUGUCUGUGCUCUGAAGUGGUCGCCUGACGGCAGGCUGCUUUCCAGUGGCUGUAGUGAUGGACUGCUGGCAAUAUGGCCCCAUGACCCAGGUGUGAGAACACAGACUCAACCGCUGAAAGUUAUAUCCCAACCUACAGCAGUCAAGGCCAUGGAUUGGUGUCCCUGGCAGUCUGCAGUCCUUGCCGUUGGAGGCGGAAUGAGAGAUGGGCACUUACGUAUCUUGGACAUAAACACUGGGCGAAGUAUCCAGACCCCGAGCACAAACUCACAGAUUUGUUCCCUACUCUGGCUGCCUAAGACAAAGGAGAUUGCAACUGGCCAAGGUACUCCUCAGAAUGAUGUGACUACGUGGGCCUGUCCUGGUCUGGCCAGGUCAGGUGGAUUUUUUGACUCUGAGAAUGCUAUCUGGCAACAACAAAACACCCUUAACAGAAAGACUUCCUGCUCCUGCUGCUCAGUCUGGCCUCAGAAUGACUUUUAUAUCCCUAAGCUGUUAUAUACCUUGAGAUUUGGUAAAUAAAAACGUAUGCAGCUCUUAACAGAG
Molecule: messenger RNA, 4332 nt
Organism: Canis lupus familiaris (dog)
Lineage: Eukaryota; Metazoa; Chordata; Mammalia; Carnivora; Canidae
Gene: CDC20B
Product: cell division cycle 20B
Exons: 12
Coding region: 2788-4308 (506 amino acids)
Biological process (GO): anaphase-promoting complex-dependent catabolic process; positive regulation of ubiquitin protein ligase activity; positive regulation of anaphase-promoting complex-dependent catabolic process
Cellular component (GO): anaphase-promoting complex
Molecular function (GO): anaphase-promoting complex binding; ubiquitin ligase activator activity; protein binding
Source: RefSeq, a predicted model, not a curated record